CGAGGACUCUGGGUAGUGAGCAGUUUAACAUGGAGGCUUGUGUUUUUAAAACUUCUCGCGGAUAAAAACAUUUUUGUUAGAGUCAAUCAACCUUUGACCUGUGAACUUUGACCCGAGCAUGGGCUGCCUCCAGUCGAGGAAGGUCGAGGAGAACUACCUGCUCCAGAGCCUGCACGAGCAUGAGAGAGGCAUCAACGCCAUGGCAGUCAGUGAGGACGGCUCAGUACUGGCCACGGGAGGGGAAGACAAGGUGGCCAGACUCUGGAGUACCAAGACCGAGCAGUGUGAGUGUAUCGGCAUCCUACGAGGCCACACCGACUACAUCAACUGUAUCCUCAUAGAGGACUGCUACGUGCUGACCGGAAGUGCUGACAAGACCAUGCGCAAGUGGGACGUCGGCACGUGCGAGUGUUUGCUGGUACUGACAGGUCACUCCAGUGUCAUCUACAGAAUGAUCUGUACUGGUGAUUUCAUCUUCUCCAGUUCGUACGACCGCACCGCGCGUGCGUGGGACUUUGAGACGGGCGAGUGUGUGCGUGUAUUCCGGGGCCACAAGCGUGGAGUGUACCCGCUCAUUUUCAUCCCAGCUGAGCAGGACGAGGAGGGCGAGGUCGACUUCGACACGUCCAAAGACAUCCUCAUCACGGGCUCGGCCGACUUCACCGCCAGAACAUGGAACUUUGAGUCUGGGCAGGUCCUCAAGGUCAUGAAAGGUCACACGGGCGCCGUGACCUGCAUGUCUGUUGACCCGGGCGGUCAGAUUUUGUUUACCGGAAGUACCGACUUCACGAUCAGGAGCUGGAAUAUUCUCAAGGGCACGCAACUCAAGUUGUUUGAAGGUCACCAGGGGUCAGUCAUAUGCAUGACGGUCCAGAACAAGAUCAUCUACUCCGGCAGCUCUGACCACACGGGUCGCGCCUGGGUCGCCGAGUUUGGGGACUGUACCCGCAUCUACAGGGGUCAUAAACACACAGUCAGUGUCAUCAAGGUGUACGAGGGCAUGGUCUACUCGGCCUGUGGUGACGGGGUGGUGCGGAGGUUUGACGCCCGGACCGGCAGUCUGGUCAACUCUUUUGUGGGUCACGUGACUCCCGUCACGGCACUAGAGGUGGUUGAGGGCAAGCUGUUCACGUCAUCGUACGACGGGACCCUGAACGUCUGGGACGUCGGGAACGUGGAGGGCGACGCCCAGCUCAAGAACUUCACGGCCGUCCAGAACAACAACGGCGCCAACAACAACAACACGGACAAGGGCAAGGACAAACACAAGGUCAAGGAGGUCGAGAAGUUGGGGGGGCUCGGCGACCCCAAGGGGGGGUCCAAGGACGAGAGGAUUGUCAUUGACUGAACACGGUACAAAAAUGGUUCA
Messenger RNA from Physella acuta, 1369 nucleotides. RefSeq names its product WD repeat-containing protein 86. Gene Ontology annotation, molecular function: protein binding. Lineage: Eukaryota; Metazoa; Mollusca; Gastropoda; Physidae. The record is from RefSeq and is a predicted model, not a curated record.